AUGGUUUCUCUGAAGCAAGAAGGAGGUUUAAGUCCAGAUUUCCAGGCAGUCUCACUACCUGUGAUUUUACCGAAAAGGUACGCUCAAGGAAACCGUAGAUGGGCAAUGGAUGCACGAUAUAGCUAUGAUGCAAGGGCGCCCUCUGCAGGCCACACGAAGGUCUUUGAACCCUUGUGCAGCUCCGGACGUAGCACAUGCCAGAAACAAGGAAAUGGAGGAGGGCAAGAACAGGGGUGUGAAGAUCAUUCACCGAUGAAGACAGACCCAGUUGGAUCCCCUUUGUCUGAAUUCAGGAGAUGUCCAUUUUGGGAGCAAGAACUGGCAAAGAAAUACUCCCAUAAAAUGGUAGAUUUACACUCAUGGGAGAGCUUAGCCUUUCAUGCUAGCCCCCUUGUGGUCAGAAACAGCUUCCCUUCUGGAAACUGCCUUAGGAAAAUUUUAAUAACGUUCUAUAUUAUCCCAUCCAACUCGCAGGCACUCUCAGACAGGUUACUGGAAAGAAUGCUUCCAAAAUACAGCUUAGAAAAGCUGAGAGGCAAAGCUUUACACGCACUGGAACAAAAUUCAUCCCAUUGUCAUCUGGGGCUAAGGAAGUAUCUAGGGGAGGUGGUUAGUCUUGAGAGGUGCAGCAUGAGUUUUGGUGAUUUUCUCUGUUACUUACCCCAGGUAGAGGACUUGCUUACUUCGUUCUGGAAGUCUCGGCCACAAGACACAGUCAUGCUGAUGUCAUUGCCUGACGUGUGCCAGCUCUUCAAGUGCUAUGACGCCCAGCUGUACAAGGGAAUUGAAGACGUUCUCCUUCAUGACUUCUUGGAAGAUGUUUCUAUUCAGUACCUGAAAUCUGUGCGGCUAUUUAGUAAGAAAUUUAAGCUAUGGCUUCUUAAUGCUCUGGAAGGUUUUCCAGCCUGCUCGCAGAUCUCCAAACUCAAAAAAGUUAUUCUGUUUUUCAAAAGACUAAGAAGAAAGACGUACCUUUCCAACAUGGCUAAGACUAUAAGAAUGGUAUUGAAAGGUAAGAGGUGAGUCAAUGUUCUGAAGUCGUAUCUGCAGGCCAUCAUCAAUCAAGACACUUUGGCUACUUCUAAGAAAGCCCUGGCGAGUGACCAGAGCGGACCAGAUGAGCUGGAGAACAACCCAGAGAUGAAAUGUAGUCUUCCUUCUGCAGCUUGCUUUAUUGGUGCGGCGGGCAUAGAUUUGGGGCUAGCAUGGCCAAGAUUAACUCAUGAAUUUCUUAAUAGAGGUAGAACUUUGUAACUCUGAUGUUCUAAGUUGUCUGCUCACAGUUCUUUUCCUGUAGUGGGGUGAUGAACACCCCAGGGAAUGCGCUAUCCCUGUGCCCCCAGGACCUACCCCAGGGCCAGACAGGGCAGCAGUGCUAAUACCUGCUGGUUGAGUUAAUGAAUGACUAGAUGAGUGUGCUUGCUGCUUGACAGUAUCACCAGAAUAUCUCCUGUGGGAAAAAAGUUUAGUUUCUGCAUCUGUGUUGUACAUGCACAGGCUCCUGUGUCUCCUCAAUCAUGCCUGAAUUGCCUUGAGCUAGAUGUCUGACUUGCUACAUUCUCCCACCACUCUUUUACUUGCAAUGUGAAGUUUAACAAUGGUGCCUUCACCAUAUUUCAUUACUUUCCAAACAAGUGAUAGGAAACAGGUGGAUAUUCUUGCCCUUUGCUAUUGAUCAUUGUCAUUGUUUUUCAAGAAAAAAAAUCCCCCUGGGGGAUUAUAACAACACAUAACAUAUAACACACACGACCUGCUGGCUGGUGUGUGUUAUGUCCCUGGCUAGUGAACAUAGUGGCAGAAGGAGCUCUCCAGGCUCAGAGAGCACGUGGGAGGCAGGGAGCUGCCAAAUGGUUACUGAUGAUGGAUUAUGGGCAUCUCUAGGCCCUCCUAUGAUGGCUACAGAGAGGGUGCCAGGCUCCCCUGUGUGUACCCUUUCCAAACUCUCACUACUAGAUAAACUCUCACUACUAGACUUACCUAGUAAGUCAAAUGGCCACUCCCUCUGUGGGCAUAACGCCUUGCUAGUACUCUCAGCUGUGUCUGUAGCUGCCUGCCCAGUUCUUGUGAGCUCCUUCAGGCCAUCAGCUGUGUCUUAUUCACCCUGGGCCACUCAGCAUUGCACUGGCCCACAGGAGCACUUCAGUGUUUUGUGACUUGAGAGAUACAUAAGCAACAUAUUUACAGGAGAAUGAGGGCAUAACAAUACCAAAAUAUCACAUUGAAGUACCUAGCAUGUGUAAACUACAUUUGUAUUAAGUCUUGAGGGAUCCUAGGGAGGAA
Callithrix jacchus (white-tufted-ear marmoset) is the source of this 2280-nucleotide messenger RNA. Lineage: Eukaryota; Metazoa; Chordata; Mammalia; Primates; Cebidae. The record is from RefSeq and is a predicted model, not a curated record.